AUGGGUCCCACCAAUAUGUGUUCUUAUUGUUUGUCCCACAAGAGAACUAGCAAGGAAGGCACAACUACAUAUGUAUGUAAAGCUCUUGAUGAGGUGGCAGAUAUCUCUGUGCCAGGAUCAAUAGAACACACAAAGGUGCAGGGUGAGAUUUUGGAGGGUGAGAUUUUGCAGGUUGAUCAAGAUUUGGGACCACGUCUAAGGGAAAUAUGUGUUGCAAAUAGAUCUGAUGAGAAACAAGCACUUCUUCAAAAUGUUGGGAAAUCUUUUUGUCCAAAUUAUGUGGAUUGGUUUGGAUUUGAAGCUGCUGAUAUACCUCCAAGAAGUGCUGAUAAAUCAGUUGUUUCCAAAUUUCUACAAACAAAUCCUUCUGAUCAUACUACCUUUAAAUUAAAGGAAAUGGUCAGAUUGAUGAAAGAAAAACGUUUUCCUGCUGCUUUCAAGUGUUACUAUAAUUUCCACAAAAUUAAUUCAAUAUCUAGUGAUAAUCUUCAUUAUAAAAUGGUGAUCCAUGUGCAUAGUGAUUCAACCUUCAGGAGAUACCAAAAACAGAUGAGAUUCAAGCCAGAUUUAUGGCCACUAUAUCAAGGUUUUUUUGUUGAAAUUAAUCUGUUCAAGGCAAGUAAAGAGAAAUCCGCAGAGAUUUCCAAAAAUACCCCCGGCAUUGGAAAAAAUUCCAAAGAUGGCAAUGAAACAUCUACAAAAAACAGUUUAGCAGAUGACGAUGCAAAUCUAAUGAUCAAGAUGAAAUUUCUUACAUAUAAGCUGCGAACUUUCUUGAUUCGCAAUGGGUUGUCGAUUCUUUUCAAAGAAGGUCCAAUUACCUAUAAAACCUACUACCUCAGGCAAAUGAAGAUAUGGAAUACAUCACCAGGAAAGCAGAUACAACUCAGUAAGAUGUUGGAUGAAUGGGCAGUAUACAUAAGAAGGAAAUACGGGAACAAACAGUUGUCAUCAUCAAUCUACUUGAGUGAAGCUGAGCCUUUUCUUGAACAAUAUGCCCCUAAUGAAGAAGUAUGGAGCCAGGUCUUGUGGUGGCAUAUCCAUCUUACAAUACAAAACAAAACCACAAUAGAGUUAAAAUUGUGCAGAAACAUUUCUUAUGUUGCAGUUGCUGCUCAUGCAGAUCAGACUAGCAGGAGGAAAUUAGCACCUUUCCAGGUUCCUUUGUUACUAGGCAUUGGGGAAGAAGAUACAGCCCCGACUAAGGCAACUGAAAGUGGCGAUACUAAUCUUGUUUAUCUUGUUCUCUUUCAUAUAUGGAAAAAGAGACUAGCAUUGGAAUUAUUUGGAAUGAUACAAGCUAGACCUAUUGCGCACGAUCUAUUCAUACAAGACUCAAGAUAUCAUAUUUUGGCAUGGCUAAAAGCUUUGGAGGAAACGAGACUCAAGAAAAAGUAA
Lactuca saligna is the source of this 1398-nucleotide messenger RNA. The record is from the annotation of a GenBank genome assembly. NCBI's taxonomy places the organism in Eukaryota, Viridiplantae, Streptophyta, Magnoliopsida, Asterales, Asteraceae.